UUGCACCUCGAUAGGUUCCGAGGCGGGCCGGUGGAGUUUCCAGGGGCUGGGCUGGUUUCCACGACAUUUGCUGUAGGUCGAGAGAGGAGUGCAGAUCAGGCUAAUGAACUAGAGGAGUCCCAGCCACGACCCGGAGCGGUCCCGCCCACCUGCUGCAAGAGGCCGGGCAGAAAGAAAGACGAUGGGUGAUGCUGGCCCCAGGAUGGAGGUGUGCCCUCAUUGUAAGAAGCCAUUUAAGCGAUUAAAAUCCCACUUGCCACACUGUAAGAUGAUAGGAUCACCCACAUCUGCCGAUCAAAAAGUUUAUCAGUCCAAGCCAGCUACACUCCCACAUGCUAAAAAAGAGACAAGGCCUACCAGAGACCUAACCAGAGCUGAAGGAAAAGAGCGAGAGAUGGAAAAUGCAAAAAGAAAUGCAAAAUCAGCAGAGGGCAGACCAGAAUGGACAGCUGCCACCUUUCCACUGCCGGGAGGAGUCUUGGAAAGAGCAGGUACAACAGAAGCAGGAAGAGAAGCCAGCGAUCAAAAUCAGCCCUCCUUCGAAGCACUGAGACACGCCAAGAUAAAGGUGGUUCUGCAGAGGGGGACAGCCCCUCAGGCUCGUGCUUCUGACGCCACCUCUCCCAAGAGAGAACCUGACAGAGAUGUGACUGAAUCCAAGGGAAGUCCACGUCAUCCCUCAGAGACCAAAGCAUCUUUACUGGUUGGCUCAAUGGAACCAGCUUCAUCUAAUGAAGGCAAAAAAUAUCCCUCGGUUGCGCAUCAUGCUAAACCAGCCAUUUCUGCAAGUCUGAAAUUGGAUACAGUUGAUCCCCAAAGACAGAAGCUUCUGACAAAAUUACUAGACGUGCCUGUUAGUGAUUGUUAUUCUCCAAAGAAUGACAGCCAUGGGGUUCAGGGAGGAAGACCCUCAAUGUUGAUCAGGAAGGGCAGUUCCCAUGAUGGAGACCACCUCUCAGGAGUCCCCCUCGACCCUGGCAAGGAGACUCAGGAGAAGUCCAAAUCACUCUUCUUGGGCCUUCACAACACUCCACUGGGUAAAGCGCAAGUCAGAGAGCACCAGGAACACGGCCAGACCAAGGGAAAUCCUGCCACAGAAUUACAGGAACAGGCUUGCCUGAGCCGUGGUGCUAAGGAUCCCAUUUUACCCCCAAAGGCAAAAACACAGGCAGCCCUUGCACUUUUGGAUGUAUUUACUCCAGCAGAGGGAACUUCGAGUAAGCUGCUCUCUGUACCAGAGACAGGGCAUCAGCACCUUGCCUCUCUGGCUGUGAAGUCUCCGGAAGACAAUUCCCAAUUCUGUGGCCAGAGUCAAGUCCCUACCAUAACACUAUUAGUGGGAAGCAAGAGGGACGGUCUGGAACCCACGGCUUUCCGCCAACCCCAUGCAGCCCAGACAGGGUACCACAUACCGUCAUAUUCAGCUCCAUACCCCGGGUCUAAAAGCUCUUUGGUCAGUCAUGUUGCUGCCGACUCGGGUGCUGCUCCCGGGUCCGUGGGACUGGAGUGGUUUCCCGAACUCUAUCCUGGUUACGUUGGUCUAGGAGUGUUGCCAAGGGGGCCUCAGCAUUGGAACUCCAUGGCUCAGAUGCCUCUUCCUGUCACUUCCCAGGGUGCGAGUGUCUCGAAAGUUCCUUGGUGGGGACGAAGUUCGGCUGAUAGCAGGAGUUCGGGACCCCUGGCGCUUACAGCUUCCAGCUUCCCUCUAAUGCGGCUCUUGGGAGCUGUGCACAAAGGCUGGGUGAGAUGCAACACCACCGUAAGGAAGAGCGGUGUCGGGGGCCUCACGAUGCUCUUCGCUGGCUACUUCAUCCUGUGCUGUAGCUGGAGCUUCAAGCAUCUGAAGCUGCAGCGCUGGCGGAAGUAAUGCUGAACAGGUCUGGGAGCCACAGAGGUGUGUGACGGAGACAGCUGCACACCGAGGCCACACUUUAAAUUUGUACUGGGACAUGGAGGGCGCAAACAAUAAAACUGCUGAAGCCA
Phodopus roborovskii (desert hamster) is the source of this 1983-nucleotide messenger RNA. It is a transcript of the gene Mtnap1, whose product is annotated as chromosome unknown C17orf80 homolog. NCBI's taxonomy places the organism in Eukaryota, Metazoa, Chordata, Mammalia, Rodentia, Cricetidae. The transcript is spliced from 5 exons. The record is from RefSeq and is a predicted model, not a curated record. The coding region runs from base 182 to 1867 and encodes 561 amino acids.